Messenger RNA from Triticum dicoccoides, 891 nucleotides. RefSeq lists its product as uncharacterized. Lineage: Eukaryota; Viridiplantae; Streptophyta; Magnoliopsida; Poales; Poaceae. The transcript is spliced from 3 exons. The record is from RefSeq and is a predicted model, not a curated record. The coding region runs from base 270 to 671 and encodes 133 amino acids.
UCCUCUCCCGCUCCCUACUGUACUGAUCUGCGCUCUUAAUCAAUUUUGUUAUGUUCUAGCGAUCUUUUUCAAGUAUAUGUUCUACCAAUCUGAGAGUCAAUUCAUCUAAUCAAUGGUAGGUUCAUGUGUACGUGUAUAUACGUGUGCUAGUUCUAUCGUAGACCAAUCUAGGUGCUUGUCUGCUAACUUCGUAAUCUAGCUUGUACGCAACAUAGCUUCUUGUGUCGCCUUGAUCUAGCAGGUUUAAAACCAACUGAUCACCCCUUCCAAUGGGUCCUACCCAGAUUCUUAUGUUCGGUGUCUCUCUCGGAUUGAUUUGUCAUGUUGCAACAGAUACGUCACGGACAAGAAUUAACGUUGUUGAAUCAAAUGAAGAAUAUAUGACGGAAGAACCGUUCGAACAUCGUAAUUCUGAAAAAGAUGUCGUAUCAUCUAAUGUCCAAGAAAUGGCUACUAAUGAUGAAGGCUUCACAUAUUUUGAUGAUGCUGAUGCGGAUGAAAAUGAAGAAGCUGAAAAUUCAGAAACAAAAGAGCGUAAGAAGAGGAAGCUAAAAUAUAUUUGGAACCUUCCAAAGGUGGAUCGCUUAGUUGGUUGGGUGCCACCUGUAAGAGUGCUUGAACUCAUUUCAUAUGAUCCCUUUGUUUUGUCUGGUUACUUUGAUUUUAUCUAACAUGCAGGAAUUUAAGUGUUCUUGAAGAGCCUGAAAAAUCAUGACAGGGAGCAGCUCUUGCUACAAUUCUAAGUUGCAAUCAUAAAUUUCAAUUUGCCGGUGCUGAAAUUAAAAAUGAAUUUUGGGAAGUGCAUGUCGAUAUGGCACUUAUGAAAACUGAAGAUUUGGUAAGGAAUCACCAAAACUGCAAUACUCUCGGCAAUGCGGAAAAAACAAAGAU